CUUACUAUACAAGCACAGAAACAACGGAGUACGGUUCCCGUCCUAGCAACAUUUUUCAAGUUGCCAUUUUUCACAAGUAUUUAGGUUAUUAAUUGCGUUUAAUUCCUUCUAGCCGUAUAUUUCUUUUGCUCCGGCGAGGCUGAUCACCCCAUACGACUGGCAACCGACAACAUCAUCCGACACUAUCGACAAGUCUCCCUGCUGGUGAACUUUUACUUCCACCACCCUACAAGUGCAAACCACGACCAUCUUCAAACAACCAACCAGCAUAACCAAUCUGUAUUUCCAUACAGGCCCGGGAAUUGAAAGAGGAGCAUAGCCAGCUUAUUCCUCUCCAACGGGAGAAGUUAACUCCGGCACGAUGGAAGAGCACCCACAAGUUCAGAAUGUGAUGCGUAGGAAGCUGGUUAUUAUAGGCGAUGGUGCAUGUGGAAAGACAAGUCUGUUAAGCGUCUUCACAUUGGGGUACUUUCCCACACAUUAUGUUCCCACGGUGUUUGAGAACUACGUGACAGACUGCAGAGUGGAUGGGAAGUCGGUACAAUUAGCAUUGUGGGAUACUGCAGGACAGGAAGACUACGAGCGGCUUCGACCCCUUGCAUAUUCCAAGGCACAUGUUAUCCUGAUAGGCUUUGCAAUCGACACCCCAGAUUCUCUUGAUAACGUGAAGCACAAGUGGGUUGAAGAGGCAAAUGAGCGAUGCCCUGGUGUCCCGAUUAUACUGGUGGGCCUGAAGAAGGAUCUUCGAGAAGACCCCGUCGCAAUCGAGGAAAUGCGGAAGAAAUCGCAGAACUUUGUCGGGACCAGGCUGGCCACAGAUGUCGCACAUGAAAUCGGGGCGAGGAAGUACCUAGAGUGUUCGUCUCUGACUGGUGAGGGGGUUGACGAUGUGUUUGAGGCAGCUACUCGGGCGGCGCUGCUCACGUUUGAGGGUAAGAAGACGAACGGGUGCUGCGUUAUUCUAUGAGAAGUGCCGUGGACGUCGAUAAUGAACAGGAUGGCACCCAAGCUAGGGUUGGCACAGUGUUGCUGCGCUCGCGACAAGAGGUCCGGGGCAGUGCCGGCGAUAUUGCAGUUUUCAUGAGCAAAAUAUGGGCUUGGAUGUGGGCCUCGUUCACACAAGAACGCCAUUUCUAAUGUCGGCAUGGGAUGGUGUUACUAUACCUUGGCUCAACGCCCUUAAUGACUUACGAGUCGAUUCACUCUUUACUUCCCUUACAUAGCCAGAUUUCGGCGUUGUUCUGGAGCCACACUUGGUAGCGAUGGAUGAGCAAAAAUGUACAUAGGAUGGAAGCGAA
Messenger RNA from Pseudogymnoascus destructans, 1298 nucleotides. It is a transcript of the gene RHO2, whose product is annotated as Rho GTPase. Gene Ontology annotation, molecular function: GTPase activity; GTP binding. The record is from RefSeq and is a predicted model, not a curated record. Gene Ontology annotation, biological process: small GTPase-mediated signal transduction. NCBI's taxonomy places the organism in Eukaryota, Fungi, Ascomycota, Leotiomycetes, Thelebolales, Thelebolaceae. Bases 362 to 967 code for a protein of 201 amino acids. The transcript has 5 exons.